Messenger RNA from Rubroshorea leprosula, 4105 nucleotides. Lineage: Eukaryota; Viridiplantae; Streptophyta; Magnoliopsida; Malvales; Dipterocarpaceae. The record is from the annotation of a GenBank genome assembly.
AAAUAAUAUGACGUGAUUUGUUUAUGUAUUCCAAGUGAAUUGCAGAUCCAUUUUCCGGUCGGAGCUCGACAAAGCGAUCGAUCUUCCGAACGACGAUGAUUAGAGACGCUUCAAUUUGUCUCUUACUCGUACUCUACUUAACCUCAGCUGCCUCCGCCGAUUCCGUCCACGGUUGCGGUGGUUUCGUCGAGGCUAGUUCGUCUCUGACUAAAUCGAGGAAGCCAAGGGAUGCAAAAUUCGAUUAUUCUGAUAUCACGGUUGAGCUUCGUACUAUAGAUGGAUUGGUGAAGGAAAGAACACAGUGUGCUCCUAAUGGGUAUUACUUCAUCCCAGUAUAUGACAAGGGUUCUUUUGUUAUUAAAAUAAAGGGACCAAAAGGGUGGUCCUGGGACCCAGAUAAGGUUCCUGUUGUCGUUGAUGAUACUGGUUGCAAUGGAAAUGAAGACAUCAAUUUUCGGUUUACAGGGUUUACCAUAUCGGGUAGAGUUGUGGGAGCUGUUGGUGGGGAGAGCUGCUUACUCAAAGAUGGAGGUCCUUCAAAUGUGAAAGUUGAACUUUUAUCUCCUCAUGAUGAUCUGGUUUCCACUGUAUUAACAUCAUCGAAUGGGAGGUAUUUGUUUACAAAUAUUAUUCCAGGAAAGUACAAAUUACGUGCUUCACAUCAUGAUUUGAAAAUUGAAGUUAGAGGUUCCACAGAGGUGGAAUUGGGAUUUCAAAAUGGUGCAGUUGAUGACAUUUUCUUUGUUCCUGGCUAUGAAAUCCAUGGAUCUGUGGUGGCUCAGGGAAAUCCUAUAUUGGGAGUCCACAUCUAUCUAUACUCUGAUGAUGUUGUAGAGGUAGAUUGUCCUCAAGGUUCUGGUAAUGCCAGAGGACAACGAAAGUCACUAUGUCAUGCUGUAUCUGAUGCUGAUGGAAUGUUCACAUUAAAAUCAAUACCUUGUGGACGUUAUGAACUUGUACCAUACUACAAGGGUGAGAACACAGUAUUUGAUGUCUCACCCUCUGUUUUAUCAGUGUCAGUUGAGCAUCAACAUGUAAUAAUACCCCAAAAGUUUGAGGUCACUGGAUUCUCCAUUGGGGGUCGUGUAGUUGAUGGAAAUGACAUUGGAGUGGCAGGUGUUAAAAUUGUAGUUGAUGGUCAAGAAAGGUCUAUCACUGACGAACAAGGUUAUUACAAGCUUGACCAGGUUAAAUCAAAGCACUAUACAAUUGAGGCCAUAAAGGAGCAUUACACAUUUGGCAAAUUGAAGGACUACUCGGUUUUGCCAAAUAUGGCUUCAGUUGCUGACAUUAAAGCAGUCUCUUAUGAUCUUUGUGGUAUAGUACGGAUGGUUACUUCUGGUUCCAAGGCCAAGGUGGCUCUGACUCAUAGACCACAGAACAUGAAACCGCAAAUAAAACAGACAGAUGCAAGUGGAAAUUUCUGCUUUGAGGUUUCACCAGGUGAAUAUCGCUUGUCUGCUGUGGCUGCUAAACCUGAGAGUGGCCCUGAACUUUUGUUUUUGCCGCCUUAUGUUGAUGUUGUGGUGCAGAGUCCAUUACUUAAUGUAGAAUUUUCUCAGGCACGGGUCAAUGUGCUUGGCACUGUAGCCUGCAAGGAGAAAUGUGAUCCUUCUGUUUCUGUUAGCCUUGUGAGAAUGGCUGAUACAUGGAAUGAAAUGAGAAAGACAGUUAGGAUUACUGAUAAGAGUAGUGAGUUCCUCUUUUCUGAUGUUUUCCCAGGAAAGUACAGGGUUGAGGUUAGACACACUUCUUUGGAGGCUACAUCCAAGGAAGAUGACUGGUGCUGGGAGCAAAGCUUUGUUGACAUUAAUGUUGGGGCAGAGGAUGUUAAAGGAAUUGAAUUUGUUCAAAAGGGAUACUGGGUCAAUGUUAUCUCUGCCCAUGAUGUGGAUGCUUACAUCACUCAUCCAGACAGCUCACGUGUCAAUUUGAAAAUCAAGAAAGGUUCCCAAUAUAUUUGUGUUGAAUCUCCUGGAGUGCAUGAACUUCACUUUGUUAACUCGUGUAUUUCCUUUGGGAGCUCUUCUAUGAAGAUCGACACAUCAAAAUCAUUGCCUAUCUAUCUGAAAGGAGAGAAGUAUCUUCUUAGAGGACAAAUCAAUGUUGAGCCAGGCUCAUCUGCUGGUGCAUUGAAAUUGCCUGAUGGCAUAAUUGUUAAUAUUUUGGGUGGUGAAGGCACUGUUGUUAACAGUAUUGAUGCCAGGAUAGCGUCCAGUGCUGAUGAUCAAUUAAGCACUGCCAUUUAUGAGUAUUCUGUGUGGGCGAAUCUUGGAGAAAAACUUUCCUUUCUGCCUUUGGACCCUAGGAGUAAUGGAGAAAAGAAGAUUCUAUUUUAUCCAAGACUACAUUAUGUCUCAGUGGCAGAUGAUGGUUGUCAAGCUCCCAUUCCUCCAUUCUCUGGUCGACUCGGGUUAUACAUAGAGGGAUCAGUCACUCCCCCUAUAUCUGGUGUUGAUAUAAAGAUAUUUGCUGUUGAUGAUAGCCAACUGGCUUCACUAAGAAAGGGAGAAUUAGCUUUUGAAACUGCAACUGGUCCCGAUGGUUCCUUUGUUGGGGGACCUUUAUAUGAUGAUAUAACCUAUGAUGUAAAGGCUUCAAAGCCUGGGUAUCAUCUUAAAAAAGUAGGGCCUCUAUCUUUUUCUUGUCAGAAGUUUAGUCAAAUCUCUGUGCGUGUGUAUUCUAAAGAUGAUGCCGAGGAACCUAUCCCAUCUGUUCUAUUGUCUUUGAGUGGGGAUGAUGGGUAUAGGAAUAACACUGUAUCUGGGACUGGUGGUACCCUCCUCUUUGACAACUUAUUUCCUGGAAAUUUCUAUCUACGUCCUUUGCUAAAGGAGUAUGCCUUCUCACCUUCAGCACAGGCAAUAGAACUUGUUUCUGGAGAAUCUAGAGAAGUCAUUUUCCGGGCUACACGUGUUGCUUACAGUGCUAUGGGUACGGUGACUUUGCUCUCUGGCCAGCCAAAAGAAGGUGUCUAUAUUGAAGCCCGAUCAGAGUCAAAAGGCUACUAUGAGGAAACGGUGACUGAUUCAUCUGGAAAUUAUCGUCUGCGAGGACUGUAUCCUGACACAACAUAUGCAAUCAAAGUAGUGAAGAAAGAUGGCUUCAGUAGUGCUAAAAUAGAACGUGCAUCCCCUGAAUCUGUUACUGUAAAGGUUGGAAACGAGGAUAUCAAGGGAUUGGAUUUUGUGGCCUUUGAACAGCCAGAAAUGACCAUCUUAAGUGGUCACGUUGAAGGGAAAAGGAUUGCGGAACUACAUUCAAAACUCUUGGUGGAAAUAAAGUCAGCCAGUGACCCUUCCAAAAUAGAAUCUGUCAUUCCAUUGCCGUUAUCUAACUUUUUCGAGGUGAAAGACUUACCUAGAAGUAAGCAUAUCCUGCAGCUGAAAUCAAGUCUUCCAUCAAGUACUCUAAAAUUUGAAUCAGAGAUAAUUGAAGUUGACCUAGAGAGCAAUGCCCAAGUUCAUGUCGGCCCUCUCAGAUACAAUGUGAAGGAGGAGCAUCAUAAACAGGAAGUAACUCCUGCGCCAGUAUUCCCACUAAUUGUUGGAGUUUCAGUUAUUGCUCUCUUUAUCAGCAUGCCAAGAUUGAAGGAUGUCUACCAAGCGACAGUGGGAAUGUCAACACCAGCUUUAACAGCAAAUGCUAAAAGAGAAGCACGAAAGCCUGCUGUGAGAAAGAAGACUUUUUGAAGUACCCUCCUUCCAUCCACGAGAUGCUAAGCCUGUAGGCGUCAACUUUUGUAGUGAAAACAUUCAUUCUCCAUUCUGUUCCAAGUUUUGGUCGGUAACCAAAAAAAAAAUAUAUAUAUAUCCGGUUAGAGUAAUAGCAGUAGAAUAUGACCCUCUUCAGCUAGAAACAAAUACAGUUAUUAAAAUAGGAGCUCAGUUGAAGUCUGGCAAAGUCAAGUUUCACUAAAAAUAUACUUGGCACGGAUCUUUCGUAACCCUCAACUUACAUAUUUCCAUUCGAACCAAGAACUUAUUUCCUCAGCUCAUUGUAUAAAGACAAAUAUCGACUCAAUCGUACAUUUUUGCUCAUAUUCAAGUUUCUAAAUUUUAAACCCUUUUUUGUUCUAAUUAUGUACUAAAGUUGCGUAUUGGGU